Mustela lutreola (European mink) is the source of this 4749-nucleotide messenger RNA. Its product is annotated as carcinoembryonic antigen-related cell adhesion molecule 4-like. NCBI's taxonomy places the organism in Eukaryota, Metazoa, Chordata, Mammalia, Carnivora, Mustelidae. Gene Ontology annotation, cellular component: plasma membrane; cell surface. Bases 136 to 639 code for a protein of 167 amino acids. Gene Ontology annotation, molecular function: protein tyrosine kinase binding. Gene Ontology annotation, biological process: regulation of immune system process; signal transduction. The transcript has 3 exons. The record is from RefSeq and is a predicted model, not a curated record.
UACCCCUGGUGCAGCACCAUAGAAAGGCAGGAAGGAAGGCAGGCCAGGUACAGUAGGACACCAGUACCCCUCCUGAGCGUUUCUGGAACAGAAUCUCUUCUCACCUAGGGAGGGACAGAGCUGGCAGCAGGCACCAUGGAGCCCCCUUCAGGCCCUCCACGAGGAGGACGUAUUCCCUGGAAGGACCUCCUGCUGGCAGUCUCGCUCUUAACCCUCUGGAACCCGCCCACCACUGCCCAAGUCACUGUGGAGUCUGUGCCGCCCAGUGCUACCGAAGGGAAGGACGUCCUUCUGCAAAUCCACAAUCUGCCUGGGUAUACUGGACGCUUCAACUGGUUCAAAGGGGCCACAACAGAGGAGAACCAUCGUAUCGUAUCAUAUAUACUAGAUACAAAAAAAACUAUCUCAGGACCUGCACAAAGCGGCAGAGAGACAGUGUACCCCAACGGAUCCCUGCUGUUCCGGAACAUCACCCUGAAGGACACAGGAUACUACACCCUACAAUUCAUAAAUAGAAAUUUUGAAGUGGUACAAGAAACUGGACAGGUCCGCAUAUUCAAUGGAAGAAGCUCCACCGGCCUCCCUGUGGGGUCCACCAUUGGCAUUGCAAUCGGGGUCCUGGUCGGACUGGCACUAUAGUUCCCUCCUGGAGUGUCUCCUGCUCCACACAGUUUUCUCAGAGUUCCACAGAAUUUUCAAGACUGAUCAUCUCAAAACCAUACAAAUUCAUACAUAGAAUAGAGAAGGAAUAUUGCUCCAACUCAUUCUGAGGUUAGUAAAACCUUUAAAUUGAAAUAGGAACAACAAAAGUACAAAAAGAUGAAAAUAUCAUACUCAUGAACAGAGAAGCAAAAAUACUAAACAAGCUAUUCUCAAACGAAAUCCAACAGUGUAUAGAAUAAGACAGUACACCGCAACUAAGUUCCAAUUGUACCAGCAAAGCAAUGGUGAUUCAACAUUAGAAAUUUAUAAAUGGGGGGCACCUGGGGUGACUCAGUGAGUUAGGCAGCUGGCCUUUGAUUGUGGCUCAGGUCAUGAUCUCAGGGUCCUGGGACUGAUCCCCAUGUCGGCCCUGUGCUCAGCAGGGAGUCUGCUUGAGGAUUUCUCUCCCUCUCCCACUGCCCCUCGCCUUUCUCAAAUAAAUAAAUAAAUAAAUAAAUAAAUAAAUAAAUCUUUAACAUAAGACAUUUAUAAGUGGAAGAGAGUAACAACUUCUAGGGUGCCAGCAAUGUUCUAUUUCCUGACCUAGCUGCUAGAUACAUGGGUUUGUUUGAUUUUUGAAGAUUCAGUAAGCAACACUGUUCAUACUGAACAGUCCUCUUACCCCCUCAGUUUUUUCCAUGAUACAGACUCUGCAAAAAGAGCAGAGCAGACCUGUUUUCUUGUAAAUCGCCCACAUUCUGACUGUUUCCUUAUGGUGUCAUUUCAGUUACUUCUCCAAACCCCGUAUUUCCUACAAAUUGGAAAAUGAAUCUCAAAGCUUAAAUAGAUUUCAGGUUAUAUUUCUUGAGGGAAGAAUCCUUGUUGCAUUUUAUAUACAUCAUAUCAAGAGGAACAUCCUAGUUAGUUGUCUAGAUCUUAUGCCAGUGUAACUAUUUUAGCGACAUAAAAGUAAAUCAGUGGGCAAGUUUUUUAGGUUUUUAUUUAAAUUCCAGUUAGCUGGUACACCUAGGUGGCUCAGUUGGUUGCCAGUCUCCUUACUGGUCCGUUGGGUCGGGAUAUCAGGGACAUGGGAUUGAGCCCCUCGAGGGGCUCUGUGCUUAAAGGGGAAUCUGCUGGAGAUCCUCUCCCUCUGGCCCUCCCCUCUUCCCUUGCUCUCAAAAACAUAAAUCUUUAAAAUUUUAAAAAUGAAACAGGGGUGCCUGAGUGGCUCAUUCAGUUAAGCGUCUACUUUGGUUCAGGUCAUGAUCCCAGGGUCCUGGGAUCCAGCCUCCUGUGGAGCUCCGCAGGGAGUCUACUUCUCCCUCUGCCUCUCUCUCCCCCUGCUUGUCCUUCCUCCCUCUCCCUUUCUCUCUCAAAUCAACAAUAAAAUCCUUAAAAAUAAAAUAAAAUAAAUUCCAGUUAGUUGACAUACAGUCUACUGUUAGUUUUAGGUGUGUUGGGUCCCCCCAAAAAUGGGUACCCCAAUAAUGGGUCCAGGAUUAAAGGAGUGAGACUGAUACAAAGCUUAAGUCAAGCAAAGCUUUAUUUCGUGCCAAGCAUCAAGAAUCAAGCCAACCAUCAAUCAAUCAGUUGGGGCCACCCCUUAUAGAGAGGACGACGACUCCCUGCUUUCCAGACUAACCUUUAUAAAGCAAAGGCCAUGUGGUUGGGCCUGGCCACACACAGGUGGCCAAUGAGAUUAUAACACACAGAGAAAGCUGCACAGUCAUGCUAGGUGACCAACUGAAUUACAAUUUACCCUAGCAGACGUUUGAACCAGCCUAUCACACCUUGGUUAGAAUUCGUGUCAAAAGAUUCCUAAAGGGCGGGGCCCAUACUCCUUGGUAACUAGGAGACAGUGUGCGCCCCCACUGACUGAAUACCUCCAUGUGGCCUGACCCACCCUUGUACUUGGACUUUGUUACCUGAGACUGUUUUCUGGGACUUGCUUUUUAAUAAGUUCCCCCGGUGGGUGGUGGGGGGGGCAAAGUCAAAUUAAAUUUUACAACAAAAUGGCAGUUCAACCCGGGUGGGGCUGCUCUGGCUGAAUAGGCCCUUACAGUCCCCACUUUUCUUUGAAUAUUAGUCAAAUCUUUGACUUUUCAGCCAAUUCUAUGUCCCUUUUAAUGACUCCAGUGUGAUUUACCCAAAAACAGCAUUUCUCUCUUAGGGCUAUGCAGAGCCCCCUUUUUUUAGUAAUAGUAUGUCAAGCCCUAAUUGUCUAUAUUUCCCACCUAUAUUUUAACAAUAGGAGCAACAAUGAACUCAAUGAACUUAUUGUUUUUUGAGUCUUAGCUUUAGUCCAUGAUCGGCGGGGUCCACUGGCAGUGGCAUCCACUUCUGGGGGCGACCUCGUCCUUGGCUCAUUUGACAUGACCCACCUGAAUCCAGGCCCUGAGUGAGGCCUUCGACUUUCACCACCAUGGGGGUGGUCGGGAUGACAGUAAAUGGUCCCUUCCAGCGAGGCUCCAAGCCUCCCGCUUGGCGGCAGCGCAUCCAAACCAAAUGCCUGGGUUGGCGAGACCUUCCAAGACAGACUGCAAUGCCUGCAGUGACUGGAGUACAGACUGAUCAGUCAUUUCUGCUAGGACAACCUCUUGUAGCCGAGGGCAGAGCAGGGGGGUGUCUCUUGAACAUUAUUUCAAAGGGGUCACCUUGUUUAAGCAGGGAGUACAUCGCGCCUUGAGGAGGGAGAAAGGAAGGAGAUCCACCCAUCCAUUGCCAACCUCCAGAAUUAGCUCUGCCAAGGUCUGUUUGAGAGUAUGCUUCAUUCUCUCUCCUUGCCCAGAGCUCUGGGGCCGGUAGGCACAAUGUAGUUUCCAAUUAGUGCCCGCAGCCUUGGCCAAAGCCUGUGAGACUGAACUCACAAAUGCAGGGCCGUUUUCUGACCCAAAUUGAGAGAUAACCCAAACCUCUACUAGCUUUUUAGCUACCACUCCUACCACCUCAUGUUUGGCAGAAAAAAAGCCUUUACCCAGCCUACCAUCCGUAUAGAUGUUGGCGGUCUUACCCUUGGCCAUCUGUAGUGCCUUGGUGAAUGCGACAAGCUCCACUUUUUGCACCGAGGUUCUGUGUGGCAGGGCUUUCAUCCAGAGUUCCUGCUCAGGAGAACCACUGCAGCCCCCGCAUACCUCUUUCCAUGGACCACGUAGCUACUCCCAUCUGUGAACAGAGUCUUAUCUCUGCAUCCAGGAGGGGAGUGUCUCUGAGAUCCGGCCUUAUUCCUGUGACCUGGGUUAGGACCUCCCCACAGUCAUGUGGUCAGUCAGUUCCUCUGGCAGCAACAUGGCUGGACUUAGCACCACCGGGGCCAGAAAGUCACUUUUGGUUCGUUGAAGAGGAGGGCCUGAUACCCCGUCACUUGGGCAUUUGUCAUCCACCAGUCUGGUGGAGUCCGGAGAAGGCCCUUGAUAGCGUGGGUGGUGGCCAAGAUGAGAUUUUGACCCAAAGUCAAUUUGCUUGCAUCCUUGACCAGGAGGGCCGUGUCAGCAAUUAUGCAGAGGCAAGAGGUGACCCCAGCCACUACUGGAUCGAGUUUCUUGCUAAGAUAGGCUACUGGCCUUUGCCAAGGCCCCAGAGUCUGAGUCAAACCUCCCUUAGUCAGUUCGUAGAGAGGUCGCACCAUCUCCGCGAACCGCGGUAUCCACAGCCUGCAGUAGUCCUGAAAGACCCUUCCCCCCAGUUGUUAACUAAUUAACUGCUCUUUUGCCUUUCAGUAACCGCUUGGCUUUUAGGGUGUGACACUUGUCUCCUGUUUGAACAAGAUACCUUCUGCUAAUAGCCCAGGCAUUGUCACGUAGGCAGGAUGCUUCUCUGCUGAGUAAUAAGGUCAAACUUCCCCCCUUUGUUUCCCCUUCCCGCCUUUCUCUUCGCGCGAGGGGGUCUUCCAAAGCCAAUCCGCUAACACCAAGUAUGCCUUUUUUCAAAUGUUCAAAUUGUCAGCCAAUCGGCCCGGUCCCAUCCGGGACUUGUAUGUACCUGUCUAUAAAAAUCCUGCACCACCCCAGCCAGGUGUGCUCAGCUAGCAGGAGCUGCUGACCACCCACAGGCGCGCGCUGACCACCCGCAGGCGCCUGCGUAACAAUAAAGAACCUCUUGCUGUUUGCA